UGGAUUUUGGGGUUCCCUUCAUCUUGCGUUCGGAUAUGUGAUCUGGCUUGUUACUCUUCCGUAAUUUCGAUUAUGGAUCUUGCGUUCGAUUUUGCGAUCUCGACAACUCGUGGACAUGUUUGGAACCGACAUUUUGGUUGAAUUGACACUUUGGCUUCAAACAUGUCUGAGGCUCUGAACACUGAAGUGUUGGAAUGGCCGAAGAAGGAUAAACGCCGGUUCCUCCAUGUCGUCUACCGAGUUGGUGAUCUUGACCGCACCAUCAAAUUUUACACUGAGUGCUUUGGGAUGAAGCUGUUGAGGAAAAGAGAUGUUCCUGAGGAGAAAUAUGCUAAUGCUUUUCUCGGGUUUGGUCCUGAAGAGUCUAACUUUGUUGUGGAGCUGACUUAUAAUUAUGGAGUUAGCUCAUAUGAUAUCGGAACUGGAUUUGGCCAUUUCGCCAUUGCAACUCAAGAUGUCUACAAAAUGGUUGAGGACAUCCGUGCAAAGGGUGGCAAUGUGACCCGGGAACCCGGUCCAGUCAAAGGUGGAAAUUCCGUCAUUGCUUUCGUGAAGGAUCCCGAUGGUUACGCUUUCGAGCUCAUCCAGAGGGGUCCCACUCCUGAACCACUCUGUCAAGUUAUGCUUCGUGUUGGUGAUCUGGACCGCUCCAUCAAAUUCUAUGAAAAGGCCCUCGGGAUGAGACUACUGAGGAAAAUUGAAAGACCCGAAUACAAGUACACCAUAGCUAUCAUGGGAUACGCUGAGGAAUACGAAUCAACAAUUCUGGAGCUGACUUAUAAUUAUGGUGUGACUGAGUACACAAAGGGCAAUGCUUACGCGCAGGUUGCUAUAAGCACUGAUGAUGUCUACAAAAGUGCUGAGGUUAUCAAACUGGUGAACCAAGAGCUGGGCGGAAAGAUCACCCGAGAACCCGGACCUCUUCCUGGACUCGGCACCAAGAUUACCUCUUUUCUUGACCCAGAUGGCUGGAAAACCGUUCUGGUCGACAACGAAGAUUUUCUCAAGGAACUCAAGUGAAGAGCGAUCUGUUCCGACAUCUACACUGUCCGGACAUGAAAAUCUUAUGAAUUUAUGAGGUAAAUGAAGUCAUGAAGUCAGUGUUGAUCUGAAUAAAUAAAUAAAGGGAGUUCUUAUCUGUAAGCUCCUUGUAUUGAGCUUAAAACUCUAUGCUGAAAUAUCUGGUGACCAGUUUGAUAUUAUGUUGAGUUGGUUUUCCUCCGGUUUAUGGUUC
Tarenaya hassleriana is the source of this 1234-nucleotide messenger RNA. Its product is annotated as putative lactoylglutathione lyase. The coding region runs from base 163 to 1020 and encodes 285 amino acids. Gene Ontology annotation, cellular component: cytoplasm. The transcript has 9 exons. Lineage: Eukaryota; Viridiplantae; Streptophyta; Magnoliopsida; Brassicales; Cleomaceae. The record is from RefSeq and is a predicted model, not a curated record. Gene Ontology annotation, molecular function: lactoylglutathione lyase activity; metal ion binding.